This is a messenger RNA of Notolabrus celidotus (New Zealand spotty), 1502 nucleotides long. It is a transcript of the gene khk, whose product is annotated as ketohexokinase. The coding region runs from base 258 to 1199 and encodes 313 amino acids. The transcript has 8 exons. Gene Ontology annotation, biological process: fructose metabolic process. Lineage: Eukaryota; Metazoa; Chordata; Actinopteri; Labriformes; Labridae. The record is from RefSeq and is a predicted model, not a curated record. Gene Ontology annotation, molecular function: ketohexokinase activity.
GCGUGAACGCCACACAACACGCCUGUCGGAUGCUCGUCGCGAGCAGAUGUGAGAGGUGUAAAACAAUGAGCAGCUCCUUUAUCUGAAGCUCUUAUUUUAUACUCUGCUGUGUGUGUGUGUGUGUGUGUGUGUGUGUGUGUGUGUGUGUGUGUGUGUGUGUGUGUGUGUGUGUGUGUGUGUGUGUGUGUGUGUGUGUGUGUGUCAAAGUCCAGGCUGCAGCGGUGUGUGUGUGACAGCUUCAGAGUGAGUGUGUGCUGAUGAUCAUGGAGGAGCAGAAGAAGAAGAAGGUUCUGUGUGUGGGCCUGGUGUGUCUGGACAUUAUAAACGUGGUGGACAAAUAUCCGGAAGAAGACACUGACAGCAGGUGUCUGUCUCAGCGUUGGCAGCGAGGAGGAAACGCUUCAAACUCGUGCACGGUGCUGUCGCUGCUCGGAGCCCCCUGCGCCUUCAUGGGCUCUCUGGCUGCUGGACCCGUGGCCGAUUUUAUUUUGGAGGAUUUUCAGAAGUUCCACAUCGACGUGUCUCUGGCAUCUGAGCACGCUCAGUGUGUCCUUCCAGCCUCCAUGGUGAUCAGCAACAUCAGCACAGGAAGCCGCACUAUCCUGCAUAUGAACAGGAACCUUCCUGAUGUCACGGCUGAGGAUUUCUCCAAAGUUGACCUCCACCAGUUCAAGUGGAUCCACUGGGAGGGCAGAAAUGCUGUCGAACAGGUGAAGAUGAUCCAGCAGGUAGUGACGUAUAACGGCACGCUGCCUCAGGAGCAGAGAAUCACCGUCUCUGUGGAAAUAGAGAAGAUUAGAGAGCCGCUGUAUCAGCUGUUUCCUCACGGUGACGUGGUGUUUGUCAGUAAAGACGUUGCUCGACACUUUGGCUUCCUAUCAGCUGAAGCUGCUCUGAGAGGAUUCUACAGCCGAGUCAAACAAGGGGCCGUCCUGAUAUGUGCCUGGGCAGAGAAAGGAGCAGAUGCUUUGGGUCCUGACGGUGUUCUCGUUCACUCGGAUGCAUUUCCUCCUGAAAAUCUUGUCGACACUCUUGGAGCCGGAGACACUUUUAACUCUGCCGUCAUCUUCACGCUGUCCAACGGUGGAAGUUUGCAGGAUGCUCUGACCUUCGGCUGCAGAGUCGCUGGUGCAAAAUGUGGUUUUCACGGUUACGACGGCAUUGCUGAGAAGUUCACCAAUGACUGUCCAAAGAGUUAAAACAGAGAUGUAUCCAUAGAGCUGUGAUUUAAACUGAGUUUACACACACUGUGAAAAAUGAGGGAAGUUUAAAUAAAGUGAAACUCAGAGAAGUAAUUAUGUUAAAGUCGAUUAACUGGUAAUGAAGUUAUAUUAAAUUAUUGGGUCUGUCACCUGAGGAAAAAACAACAGUUUGCUGAUAUUACCAAAUAACUGCUGAUAUUAUUACUGUGAAUAUACUGCAGAUGGAAUGACAUGUAAUUUUAUGGUACUUUUUUUUUACCUGUUAAUAAAUAAAUUAAUAAAUAAAUAAAGUGAAACACA